This is a messenger RNA of Entrophospora sp. SA101, 1290 nucleotides long. Lineage: Eukaryota; Fungi; Glomeromycota; Glomeromycetes; Entrophosporales; Entrophosporaceae. The record is from the annotation of a GenBank genome assembly.
AUGCGUAAAAAUCAACAAUUAUUACUACAAAAAAGAAAACCAGAACCAGUAGUUUAUAAAGAAAUAAGAAUAAACGUCGAAAUAAAACAAUCGGAAAACAAUAUUUUUAAUUUUCCUGAUUUGUGUAAAGAAGCUGGCAUAGAUCUUACAAUGCCCAAACAAAAAUAUAAAAAUUAUCAUUCCGAGGAACCUCAACUCAAUGAACCUGGUGAUGAUUUCUUUAGGAGGAUACUUGAGAAUUCUGAAAAAUACGCAGAGGAGGAAGAAGAACAGAAUAAUAGGAAAAAGAAAAGACAAGAAAGAUAUGAUAUCUCUGAUCCAUUCAUCGAUGAUAGUGGUAUGGUUCCAUUUCGACUAGAUAAGCCUCGCCCUAAAAUCGAAGGUUUCUACGUAUGGAGAGGUCCAUUAGAAUUAGAAAAUACAAAUGAAAAGGCUCCUGGAAAGAAGAGAGCAUAUAAACGUAAAAAGAAAGACAACAAUGAGGAGGAGGAGGAGACAAGAGGCACACCAAAACCUCGUAAAAAACCCAUGGGCGAUAUUGAUAUUGUACCUUAUAAUAUACCUGAUAGUAUUCAGCAAACAUCAAAAGAUCCAUCUUCGUCAUCUUCCAAUUCGAAUGCGCUUGAUGACACUCAACAGAAAACUCUUAAUAAAAACCGAUCCAAAGAACAUAAAGAGCAUAAAGAACAAAACAAUGAUAUUGAACCAUUAAAUUCUGAAUUGCAACAAAUCUUAUCAAUUUUUAAAGAUGAAAUAUCAAAAGAAAGCUUUCAAGUCAAAUCAAGAUUUCCACAAAGCCUUAAACCUACUUUGAUUAAAUUAUUGUCUAAAGCAUAUGAACUUGGUGAAUUUAAUGAAAAUCUUUUCAAAAAUUUGACAAACAUUCUACCUUACAAUAAAUUCACCAUAACACGUCUUUGCUAUAGAACAAUGUAUCCAAAGGCAAUCCACGAUUCACGAUUUAAAAAAACAGAUUUGAUUUCACAAUUUAAGUCAUCAGUCGAUGAAGCAAUGUCUAAACUAUUAAAAGAAUACAAUGAACUAUCCAAAAAAUUUAAAUGGGAUAAUCAUAUCAAGUCCUUACUAUAUCAAAUAAUUCAAACUGAAAUGUCUAUCGUAAUGAUGUGUAAUCAACUCGCUGAGGCAGAAGAGAGAACCGAAAGACAAUCUGAACAAACUUCUAGAAAAAAAUUGUAUCAACAUCUUUUAGCAAUUUGGCCAGAUGAGUGGAUGUCAUCUAACGAAAUAGGAAAAAUUUACAGUGCAUAUAAAAAGAAACAGCAAUCUUGA